Messenger RNA from Erigeron canadensis, 3947 nucleotides. RefSeq names its product E3 SUMO-protein ligase SIZ1-like. The transcript has 17 exons. Gene Ontology annotation, biological process: protein sumoylation. The record is from RefSeq and is a predicted model, not a curated record. Gene Ontology annotation, molecular function: zinc ion binding; SUMO ligase activity. Bases 143 to 2824 code for a protein of 893 amino acids. NCBI's taxonomy places the organism in Eukaryota, Viridiplantae, Streptophyta, Magnoliopsida, Asterales, Asteraceae.
AUAAUAUAAAAUUAAUAAUAUAUAAAUAAUCGAUGAGAGAGAAAAAAAUAUACGUCGGCAAGUCAUAUUUAUAAUCUGAUUUUUCUUCCAUUCUUUUAUAAUCAUUUCACGUAAAUUAUUGGAAGCUGAUGCUGGAUAAUUUAUGUGUAUACAAUCAAAGAUGGAUUUGGUAACUAGUUGCAAGGAAAAAUUGGUACAUUUUCGGAUAAGAGAGCUGAAAGACAUCCUUACUCAACUAAAUCUUUCCAAGCAAGGAAAGAAGCAGGAUCUCAUUGACCGUAUAUUAGCUGUUCUCUCAGAUGAACGGGUUUCAGGGAUGUGGUCUAAGAAAAAUGUUGUUGGGAAGGAAGAAGUUGCCAAGUUAGUUGAUGGCAUUUACAGGAAAAUGCAGGAUUCGGGGGCAACUGACUUGGCAUCAAAAGGUCGGGGUGUUUCAGAUAGUACUAAUAAUGCAAAACUUAAAGAUGAUAUUGAAGAUAGUCAUCAGGUGGAAAAGAUCCGCUGUCCUUGUGGAAGUUCAUUGAAAGCUGAUUCAACAAUAAAGUGUGAAGAUCCAAGAUGCAACGUGUGGCAGCAUAUUGGCUGUGUUGUUAUCCCGGAGAAACCCAUGGAGGGUAUUAUACCAACACCUCCCCCAAAGUUUUAUUGUGAACUUUGUAGACUUGGUCGUGCAGAUCCGUUCUGGGUUACAGUGGCUCAUCCUUUAUUUCCUGUGAAGUUGGUUAUUGGAAACCCCCCAGCAGACGGUACGAAUCCAAUGCAGAGUGUUGAAAAAACUUUUCAACUUACAAGAGCGGAUAGGGAGUUGUUGGUGAAACCAGAGUAUGACGUGCAGGCUUGGUGUAUGCUUCUGAACGACAAGGUUUCUUUUAGGAUGCAAUGGCCACAAUACGCAGAGCUACAAAUAAACGGCGUACCUAUGCGUGCAAUAAAUAGACCUGGCUCUCAAUUGCUGGGAGCCAACGGCCGUGAUGAUGGUCCUAUUAUCACACCAUGCACUCGAGACGGAAUUAAUAAAAUUUCCGUAACAGGCUGUGAUUCUCGCGUGUUCUGUUUGGGUGUCCGAAUUGUGAAAAGGCGUACAGUUCAACAGAUUCUCAAUCUCAUACCGAAAGAGUCUGAUGGGGAGAGAUUUGAAGAGGCCCUUGCGCGUGUUCGUCGAUGUGUAGGAGGUGGGGAUGCCAAAGAGAACGCAGAUAGUGAUAGCGAUCUGGAGAUCGUGGCUGAUAAUAUAGCGGUUAAUCUACGUUGUCCUAUGAGUGGUUCAAGAAUAAAAAUUGCUGGGCGAUUCAAACCUUGUGCUCACAUGGGUUGUUUUGAUCUUGAAGUAUUUGUGGAAAUGAAUCAACGGUCUCGCAAGUGGCAAUGCCCCAUCUGUCUUAAGAACUACUCUUUGGAGAAUGUCAUUAUUGACCCAUAUUUUACUCGUAUUACAUCCAAAAUGUGUAAUUGUGGGGAGGACAUGACUGAAAUCGAGGUGAAGCCAGAUGGAUCUUGGCGGGCAAAGUCAGAUGUUGACAGAAAGAGUCUUGGAGAUCUCGGGCAGUGGCAUUCACCCGAUGGCACUCUCUGUGUUCCCAUGGGAGUGGAGUCUAAAUCGAAGCCGGAAUCUCUAACACAGGUCAAACAGGAAGCUUUUUCGGAUGGUCAUAAUAAAGGUUUAAAGCUUGGAAUGAAGAAAAAUAAAAACGGAUUUUGGGAAGUUAGGAAACCUGAAAAUCUGCAUUCACUUUCUUCUGGCAACAAGCUACCGGAGAACAUGAUCAGUAAUGGUCAUAAAGCUAUUCCAAUGAGCAGCAGUGCCACUGGUAGUGCUAGGGAUGGUGACGAUACUAGUGUCAAUCAAAUGGGUGGUGGGCAAUUUGACUAUUCUAUCGCCAAUGGGGCUGAGCUUGAUUCACUUUCUCUCAACAUUGAUACAGGCCAUGUAAUUACCACUAAUGGGGAUGCAGAUGUUAUUGUUCUCAGUGAUUCAGAAGAUGAAGCCGAAAACUUAACAUCUAAACAAAUGUAUAAAAACAAAAAUCCAAAUGCUGAAGGUUUUCCAUUUUCUAGUAUUCCACUUGGCAUUUCAGAUCCAUAUCCUGAAGAUCCUUCAUUUGUGGCUGGAGGAAGUUCAUGCCUUGGUCUUUUUAACACCGCUGAUGUUGAUUUUGGGGUUCCUUUUUGGUCCUUACCUUCUAGUAAUAAUGUUGGGCCCAGUCUUCAGUUAUUUGGUUCAGAUGUGGGACCCACAGAUGCGUUUGUCGACAUGCAUCAAGCCCCUCUUAGUAUUCCCUCAUCAAUGGGUGGCAGCUACUCAUUGGAUGCUGAAACUUCUAUGGGUUCUGCAGCACUUGUCUCCGAAUUUUCGCUUCACCCAUCAGUGAACGGUGAUAUAGGCAUUGGGUUGGUUGAUAAUCCUUUGGCUUUUGGAGGUGAUGAUCCCUCACUGCAAUUAUUUCUUCCCACAAGACCUUUGGAAGAUACAAACCCCACUGAGUUGCCAGAUCAGCCAGCUAUGUCAAAUGGUUUUCGCAAUGAUGAUUGGAUAUCCCUCAGCCUAGGUGGCGGCUGUGGCAGUGGCAGUGGGGUCCAUUGUGAACCUGACGCUGCCACUGUACCUGCCAUUGAUUUAAAUCCAAAACAGCAACCUUCUUCCAAGGGUGGUGCGUUGGACUCGUUAGCAGAUACUGCUUCUUUGCUUCUUGGGAUGGGCGAUAGUAUAACUGGUAAGAUAAGUAGGAAAGGAUCUGACAGCCCUUUCUCAUUUCCUCGGCAAAAACGUUCUGUCAGACCACGAUUGUAUCUAUCUAUUGAAUCAGAUUCUGGAGAAGAGAGAUAAGCAUCGUGUUUUAAAUUAGCCCAUUCGUUGCACAUGUUGUCUGUAUACCGUUGACCAGCAUCUUGGCGUCAAGAAAGGUUAAAAAAUGUGUCGGGUUGCCAUUUCAAACUCUCGUUGGUCUGGUGAGCUUGGAUUUUAAUUUAACCAGCUUUUAACAUUUGGAAUACAUGGCUUAUAUCUGAUGGUUUGCCCAAAAAACCCUCGUAUAGAUUCUUCUUUUUCUAUAUACUGAAUUGUAACAUUCUAAUAGGCUUUUAGUACUGUAGAGUUUAGAUACCUUCUUCAUAGAACAGGUUCCCUUAUAAUAUUUUAUAGUGAGAGAAAAUUGCUUGUAAAUGUCUUCAACUAAAGACAUCCUGUUAUUUAACAGAAAUGUAGCCUUUUUACCACAUAAAUUGUUUUAAGUUGACUUAUGGCCUUAUGAUUCUGCCUAUCUUGUCAGCACAGGACAUGAAGCCAAUUAUCCAGUAAAUGCUAUUCCUUCAACCUCUACCUUGCCCACACUCUCAUUCAUCCUGGAUUUUGAACUUGGAAUUAGUGAUCUUCGCCACUAUCUAUCAGUUGUACAGAUUUUUGGUGUUUAUAGAUUAUUGUUGCAGUUAGUGACAAAACGUGUCAGAGGUGGUUUAGAAAUUGUUCUUCGAUGAUACAUAUUGGCUUUAGGUAAAUAAGAUGGCUGGACAAGUUAUGGGCAUGGGUUUGUGGUCUUCUUCUAUUGAGUAUUGUUGAUGGAGAAGAUCAAGUGGUCUUCAGUCAGAAUUUAUCCAAGGUUUUGCAUCACGCCUCCAAAUGUGCAAAAGAAACCAUUGGUUUUGGACCCACUCAAUGGGAGAUGAUAAACUCCAAAGAAACCCACCCCACUCUUAAAUGUUCCAUUGUUUGGUGGCUUGCUGUAAAAAUACUUGUUGGAUUUGGACAUGAAAAUUCCCUGCUUCUAAUCAGCGGAUGGCGAAGAUGACUGCAAAAGAUGAAAUGAAGACUAGGAUGGUAGUGUGAUGUAUCAACGGUUAAUCAUGUACAUGUGUGAAACUUGUUCUUGAAAAAUGAUAAGCAAUAGAAGGGGAUGAAAUGAGACCUGGGAUAGUAGUGAUAUAUAACAUUUAAUCUUCUACCUGUGUGAAAA